AUGGCCGGUAACAACAACAACACUGUCCUCGUCCCGACCCCCGAUCCUUUCCGUCUUACGGACAUGAUCGAGGAAUCCAGCCAAGCUCUGCAUCGACGGGGAGGUCGACGACACUCUGCUGAAAGGAAUGGGAGGACAGGUCAUGAGACCCCCCAAUCCGUCAGAAGACCACCACCUCAACACGUCGAGCAGGCUCAGAAUGAUGAGGCCGAGCAGCUCCAGCCUCAGAACAACGGAGAGGACACAGCUCGGAACGAUCGGAACGCCGAGUUGAUCCAAACCCAGCCUGAACAACCGCUGACUCGCGUCCAACACGAGACUGACCACAGGGACGGGCAGACUGCCUCCUCCUCCACCCGUUCCCGUGAGAGACCGAGAACUCACCAUCGGCAAACUCGGGAUGCUACAGAUGCCCGUGGGGAAACCGACCCCUCAGCCCUCGUCAUCCUCAAAGAGCUGCAGCGGACCAACCGCCUCAUCCGACUCCAGGGCGAACGGAUUGAGAAACUGGAGAAGAGGCAUCGUCACCGCUCUCCCCCACGGAGGCACCGUCGAUCGCGUUCCUCCUCUUCGCGCUCCCCGCCUAGGAGGACUCGCCGACGCUCACCGUCCUCCUCUCGAUCUCCACCGAAAAGAUCCCGCCGCCAGAGGUCCUACUCGCGCUCCCCUCUGCGAAAGAGCAGGAAAAAUUGGAGGCCUGAGCCCGCAGACGAGGAGAGCCCUUCUCCCGACAGAGAGGAAAGAAGGCUCGCCAGGAAAGGGAGGAAACCUCGCAAGGAGGAACCCGCCCGACGCAACACACGCUCGAUCUCUCCGAGUGCCAGCGACGAGGAGGAAUUCCGCAGCCCCUUGUCCGAAAGCAUUAGAAGGGCCCGCCUUCCCCGAGGAAUGGAAAAACCCCCGACUUUGGAUGCGUACGACGGGACUACAGAUCCCGACGAUCACAUCAGAAACCUGGAGGCCGUCAUGGAGUAUCACGUCGUCCACGGCUCCAUCAAAUGCCGGAUCUUCCCGACCACGCUCCGGAAGGGGGCAAUGACCUGGUACAGGAAUCUCCCUCCUAACUCCAUCACGUCUUGGGCCGAGCUCAAGGAACUCUUUCUGAGUCACUUCACUGCUUCCCGCCGUCAACCGAAAUCAGAGGCAAACCUCGAAGCUGUGGUCCAAGGGACCAACGAGCCUCUCCGAGACUACCUCGACAGAUUCAACAAGGAGGCCGUCCAAGUGGAGACGACCGACUACAUGAAAAGGUAUCUCCUCGAGCGAGGGCUCCUCCCCGGCAGCGAAUUCAGGAAAGCGAUAAAGAUCGAAAAAAUGCGAUCUAUGAACGCCAUCUUGAAAAGGGCGCAGGCUUUCAUCUCCUUCGAGGAGGGCGAAGCGGCCGCAGUCAAAGCAUCAAGGGGAAAUGGCGUUACUCGGAGCUCGAGCCAAGACCCGUCCGCCGCGCCCCGAGCAAACGAGAGAAAGAGGGACGACAGGUCCCGCGACACAAAGGAGCGCAGAGGGCCAGCAGGGCGCUUCAACGACUAUACCCCCUUGAAAGUUUCACGGGAGAAGAUCCUGGCCGAGUGCAUAAACGCCGAAUUCAGAAACUCCAACAUCAGGCCCCCGAAGCCGAAUCCCUCCCGGCCGGGGACCGACAAGUCCAAAUACUGCAAGUAUCACAAGAGCCACGGGCACCUGACGGAUGAGUGCAUACACCUGAAGGACGCCAUCGAGACACUGAUCAAAGAGGGUCACCUUUCUAAGUACACAAAGAGAGGAGACCCUCCCAGAAGGAAUGACCGUCGGAGCUCCGACAAGGGCAACUCCCCGAAUGCCAGGCCGCUGCAGGUGGUGUAA
Vicia villosa (hairy vetch) is the source of this 1842-nucleotide messenger RNA. RefSeq lists its product as uncharacterized. The transcript has a single exon. NCBI's taxonomy places the organism in Eukaryota, Viridiplantae, Streptophyta, Magnoliopsida, Fabales, Fabaceae. The coding region runs from base 1 to 1842 and encodes 613 amino acids. The record is from RefSeq and is a predicted model, not a curated record.